Messenger RNA from Neltuma alba, 777 nucleotides. Its product is annotated as putative H/ACA ribonucleoprotein complex subunit 1-like protein 1. Bases 16 to 564 code for a protein of 182 amino acids. NCBI's taxonomy places the organism in Eukaryota, Viridiplantae, Streptophyta, Magnoliopsida, Fabales, Fabaceae. Gene Ontology annotation, cellular component: box H/ACA snoRNP complex. Gene Ontology annotation, biological process: ribosome biogenesis; snoRNA guided rRNA pseudouridine synthesis. Gene Ontology annotation, molecular function: box H/ACA snoRNA binding. The record is from RefSeq and is a predicted model, not a curated record. The transcript has 4 exons.
UGCUGAACACUAACAAUGAGGCCCCCGAGAGGCGGUCGUGGCGGAGGAUUUAGAGGGGGUCGUGACGGUGGCCGUGGGAGAGGUGGUCGUUUUGGUGGUGGCAGGGGCGGCGGUGGCUUCCGCGACGAAGGCCCACCUACUGAAGUCGUAGAGGUCUCAACCUUUAUGCAUGCAUGUGAAGGAGAUGCGGUCACAAAACUUACAAAUGAGAAAAUUCCUUACUUCAAUGCCCCUAUAUAUCUGAAGAACAUGACUCAAAUUGGUAAAGUUGAUGAAAUAUUUGGCCCCAUUAAUGAAUCUUACUUUUCAGUUAAAAUGAUGGAAGGAAUUGUUGCUACUUCUUACUCAGCUGGUGAUAAGUUUUAUAUUGACCCGAGGAAACUGUUGCCUCUUGCGAGAUUUCUUCCACAACCAAAGGGACAGCCACAAGCUGCUAGAGGAGGAGGCCGUGGCGGAGGCAGAGGUGGUCGUGGAGGAGGCCGCGGAAGAGGUGGCCCAAGGGGUGGGAGAGGUGGUCCCCCAAGGGGCGGUGGCCGCGGUGGUUUCAGGGGGAGGGGGAGAUGAUAGGAUCAUUUUGUGUAACGGUUUCAUGGUACUUCAGUCAUUUUACCUUGGAGAUAACAUAGGACGCCUAAUCGAAAAGAUAUUUGAUGCCUGUGGAUUGAGUGAUUCCAUCGCAUGCUUCUUUAAUUAUAUUGAUUCCAAAUUUCAAGUUUAUUAUGCAGGAAAUCUCUGAAUUACAAAAGAUUGUGAUAAAUUGCGAACUGUUAUUGCAAA